AUAAGUCAACAUGGGAGCCUACAGGUARAUGCAGGAGCUGUGGCGUAAGAAGCAGUCCGAUGUGAUGCGCUUCCUGCUCCGCGUCCGCUGCUGGCAGUACCGGCAGCUGUCGAGCCUCCACCGCGCUCCAAGACCCACCAGGCCCGACAAGGCCCGCAGACUGGGCUACAAGGCCAAGCAGGGCUACGUAAUCUACCGAAUCCGUGUGCGCAGAGGAGGCCGCAAACGCCCCGUGCCCAAGGGUGCCACCUACGGCAAGCCRGUGCACCACGGCGUGAACCAGCUCAAGUUCGCCCGCAGCUUGCAGUCCACUGCUGAGGAGCGUGCUGGCCGUCACUGUGGAGCCCUGCGAGUUCUCAACUCCUACUGGGUGGGGGAGGACUCCACCUACAAGUAUUUCGAGGUGAUUCUGGUGGAUACUUUCCACAAGGCCAUCAGACGCAACCCAGACACCCAGUGGAUCACAAGAGCUGUGCACAAGCACAGAGAGAUGCGCGGCCUGACGUCUGCAGGCAAGAAGAGCCGCGGCCUGGGCAAGGGCCACAAGUUCCACAUGACCAUCGGAGGCUCCCGCCGCGCCGCCUGGAAGAGGCGCAACACCCUGCAGCUGCACCGCUACCGUUAGGCCGCCUCUGUACAUUAUUACUAAUAAAAAGGCCCAUUUUAUGGUCGUCA
Messenger RNA from Austrofundulus limnaeus, 675 nucleotides. It is a transcript of the gene rpl15, whose product is annotated as ribosomal protein L15. The coding region runs from base 11 to 625 and encodes 204 amino acids. The record is from RefSeq and is a predicted model, not a curated record. Gene Ontology annotation, molecular function: RNA binding; structural constituent of ribosome. Gene Ontology annotation, cellular component: cytosolic large ribosomal subunit; ribosome. The transcript is spliced from 3 exons. Gene Ontology annotation, biological process: cytoplasmic translation. Lineage: Eukaryota; Metazoa; Chordata; Actinopteri; Cyprinodontiformes; Rivulidae.